GUUCAUGGGCGUGAUCAUGUUACUUGAGAAACAGAUUUCACAAGAUAAUGUUUUAAAUUCGAACAUUUCAGAUAAAAAUAAGCAUUUAUUAAACAUUUCAGACCAAAAAACUACCAAUAAAGUAUGCUUACGUUUAUCAAAUAAUAAUAAAUUGUUUGUAUAAAAAGCCACGGUUUCUGUUAUCAAGUUUUUGAUAAACUAGAAGCGGCUUUGAGGAAAAACAUGCACUAUCAAGAACAGAUGGAGUCUCUUAUGUUGGGUGAAGAACGCAGACGCGGAAAUUGCGCUAGGGACGCAGAUGCAGAUGAAGGUUUUAUAUCUCCCUCUUCUUUUCCAAACUCUCCUGACGAUUCGGCCCGUCGUGGUUCAUUUUCUUUAAGGAGAGGACUGUCUAAACAUUACAAAGGUAAAUCACAAUCAUUCACUUCGUUGUCGGAAGCGCUAACCGUAGAAGAUCUCGCGAAACCUGAGAAUCCUUUCAACGCAAAACUAAAGCAGCGACGGGAGAACCUUCACUGUCGUCGAUUCUCCGGACCUGGCGGCGCAUCAGAGAGAAACUUAGGCGGCCAAGACGAUUUCCUAGCCGGAAACGAUAGGCCGCCGCGACUUUCUGGUAACAGGCCGCCUAGAGCCCAGACGCUCUCUGCCGCUCAUAUAUCGUCUUUGGUUACUCGAAGCUAAACCGAAACGUUUUAUAGAUUAUAUUCUCUCUAAAGAAACUAGGUUUCGUUUGGGACGAUGUUUCUUGUAGCUUACGUCUUCUAAAUUGUAUGUGAAUGUAUAACUUAUAAGUAUUU
Messenger RNA from Brassica napus (rape), 797 nucleotides. RefSeq lists its product as uncharacterized. The coding region runs from base 223 to 681 and encodes 152 amino acids. The transcript has 2 exons. NCBI's taxonomy places the organism in Eukaryota, Viridiplantae, Streptophyta, Magnoliopsida, Brassicales, Brassicaceae. The record is from RefSeq and is a predicted model, not a curated record.